Molecule: messenger RNA, 1587 nt
Organism: Talaromyces proteolyticus
Lineage: Eukaryota; Fungi; Ascomycota; Eurotiomycetes; Eurotiales; Trichocomaceae
Product: major facilitator superfamily domain-containing protein
Exons: 1
Coding region: 1-1587 (528 amino acids)
Biological process (GO): transmembrane transport
Molecular function (GO): transmembrane transporter activity
Source: RefSeq, a predicted model, not a curated record
AUGGAAACGACCGACAUUGAGGACUUGCCAGGUACCUCUCGCCUGCUAAGCCAUGGCCAGAUCAUUCUCUCUCCGCCCCCGACAAAAUCGGUGAAUGAUCCACUCAACUGGCCCAAGGCUCGCAAGUACUGGCAUGCUAUUCUAGUAUGCUUCAUUGCUGGCUUCACGGCAGCCACGUCUAAUGACGCUGGGUCCGCCCAGUUCGGGGAGAACGAUGAUCUCGGCAUCUCAUACGCCGCUAUGAAUACCGGUGCUGGUGUCUUGUUCCUCGGAAUUGGCUAUGGCACGCUUUUGUUGUCUCCAGCUGCAUGGCUUUGGGGGCGCCGCAUUACGUAUCUCUUCUGUAUAACCAUGGGGCUGAUAGGCGCUAUCUGGAUGGCAAAGACACAGUCAACUUCAGAUUCCAUCUGGAACCAGCUUUUUGUUGGCAUUUCUGAGUCAUGCGCAGAAGCUAAUGUUCAACUGUCGCUAUCGGAUCUGUUCUAUGAACAUCAACGUGGAACUUUUCUAGGUGUUUAUGUGUUGGCGACUAGCGUGGGCACCUAUCUAGGUCCUCUCAUAGCCGGAUUCAUCGGCGACAGUAAUUUGGGCUGGCGCUGGAUUGGAUGGUGGGCUGUGAGCAUUUCUGUUGGCACAGUUAUAACCUUUUUUUUCACUCUUGAAGAGACCAUGUUUGACAGAGACGCCCACGAAACUAAGCCGAUUAUUUGUAGUCAAGAGCCUACCACAGAUCCAGAAACGGCGCCAUGUGAGAAGAAGCCGGAGACUCCAGGCCUUUUCAGUAAUGAAAUUGUCACGGCAGAGGAACAGCCUAGGACGUACUGGCAGCGAAUUGCUUUGAUAACACCGGCAUCUAAUUUGGUUGGCUUUGGUUUUCGGCAGUACAGCACUCGUCUUGUCCAUACAAUGCGCAUUUUCUCUUUCCCUGCGGUGAUUUAUUCAGGGAUCCAAUGGGGGGUUCAGGAUGCUUGGCUUACCUUCUACCUAACUGUUGAGGACGAUAAUUGGAGUGACGCCCCGUGGUACUACGGAGAUGUCGGGGUCGGUUUGAUAAACCUGCCGUGUCUGAUAGGCGCUGUGCUGGGAUGUUUCUAUGGCGGGUACUUUUCCGAUUUGUUCAUGAUCUGGAUGGCGAAGCGAAAUGGCGGCAUUCGGGAGGCUGAGCAUCGCUUAUGGUUUCUUUUUCCGUUGGCUAUCAUAGGACCCUUGGGAAUGUUGCUGUUUGGUAUCGGCACAGGGCAAGGAUGGUCGUGGCCUGGUCCGUAUGUCGGACUUGGCUUGAUUGGAUUCGGCUGGGGAUGCACGGGGGAUUUGAGCAUGGCUUAUCUGAUGGACGCGUACCCGGAAAUGGUCUUGGAAGGAAUGGUGGGUGUGUCCGUCAUCAACAACUCGAUUGCGUGUAUCUUGACGUUUACGGCUAGCAUGUGGCUUGACAGCCAAGGCGUUCAGAAUACCUUUAUCGUCAUUGCUGCUCUGGACUUUUUUUUUGUCAUGACCACCGUGCCAAUGAUAAUCUGGGGGAAGAACUGUCGGCGGUGGACUAAGUCUCGGUAUUUAGAAUUUGUGCGCAUCCGAGACUCUUUCUGA